Molecule: messenger RNA, 2827 nt
Organism: Nomia melanderi (Alkali bee)
Lineage: Eukaryota; Metazoa; Arthropoda; Insecta; Hymenoptera; Halictidae
Biological process (GO): regulation of apoptotic process; release of cytochrome c from mitochondria; extrinsic apoptotic signaling pathway in absence of ligand
Cellular component (GO): mitochondrial outer membrane
Molecular function (GO): BH domain binding
Source: RefSeq, a predicted model, not a curated record
AGCGAACUCCGCGUUCCAUCGAAAAUUCCGUUCGUUCGAUUCUCAGAGCGCGCAAAGGUAUUCGUGCCUAUAGCCGUGCACGUGUGCGCGAGCACCCUAUCAGGGAAGUAAGAGGGGAAGGUUAUCGACGGCGCCUCGUAGAACGAGAAGAGGGCGAGAGAAAGAGCGUGCGCGAGAGAGAGAGAGAGAAAGAAGUAAAAGAGAGCGGGUGAAACGGUGAAGAAAGAGAAAAGGCUAAAGGAGAUAGUUCAGCACUGGUAAGGCUGUGGUGUAGCCAGCAAGUUCGUGACGUUCGGCGUGCGAUGGUGUAGACCGCGUGCCGGGAUACGGCAGUGCACGAUGGUGGGGAGGAAACGUGAAUGAUCCAUAGAAGCCCCUAUCGUUGUGUGACCGGGCUAGGCCGGUGUGUUAGUCUAUGGAGCGCAGUGUACCGAUGGAAGGGAAUGGGAUGGUAGUGGAACGGUGGGAAACGUCAAAGAAAUGGUAGGGAUACAGCCGGGUAGAGCGGUGGGGUGCGGGUAGAGGUUCGGCUUCGGAAAUGGCCGCGGGAAAGUAGAGAGCGUUACGUCGUCCAGCAGGCAACCGAGCCAAAAGUUUUUCGAGUGCAGCGCUCGUUAACCCGGCGCUUCGGGCGUGCGAUUCACCGGACACUCCGAGUACGGUUCUGCGAUGUUUUAAGUAAAAGUCUCGGUAGCCGGACCGACGGACAGACGGAUUUUGUACGAUUGUUAUCUGGCCGGCGAACUCAGUGUCCGGGUGGACACAGCCAGUGGCUGAAAGAGAUCAGUGCGGGCGGCGGUGCACGAGGAUGGCCGGCGACGACGGUGCACCACCAAACAAUGAGAUUCUCGGUACGGUCGGAGAGGAGGGGCAGGGUGCGUCAGCGCGGGGGGAACCGCAUUCCAGAGUGGGCGGCAUCCUGGAAUGCGAUCCCCCCGGUAACAGGAAUUUGCCGAGCGAGCGAGCCUGCAACGAGCACGACGACGGAAGCGGUGAAACCGUGAUUGCCGACGACGAUUGUAACAACACCACCGAAGCUGUUGGAACCGCUGUGAUUGCCGACGAUAACGGCGGCCUGUGCCGAUAUGCUAUCGGCACCGCCAAUACCGCUAUGUCUUUCAUCGAAGUUUGUCAGAUCCGACUGCAGCAUCUUUUCCCGCAAUUAGUUUCGUCCUCUCAGCGGUAUAGCCUAUGCGAGGACUCCAUAGAGUUGACAGCGGAAUGUUUGGCCAACGACGUGAUACGAUAUCUGCUGAAAGAAGAUAUUUAUCUUAUAUCACGAGAUCCGGUCUCCCGUAGCAUGAGACAUAAUGUGUAUCAGAUGCUUAACAAGCACAGUAUUUUAUUUGCAAGCAUGGUAAACCGUUUGAAUGUUAUGCCGGACACAGCAUAUGAAGCGUUCAUGGGUGUCGCGGAUGAGCUGUUUUUGCACGGUGGCGUUACAUGGCCGAGAAUCGUCUGUUUGUAUGCGUUCAUGGGAAGACUUGCACUCUGGGCACGUGACAGGCGAAUGCACAGCCUGAAGAAAAAAUUACCGUUGUAUGUCUCCAGAUUUAUUGGCGAAAAAGUGGCACAUUUUAUUAAAGGAUACGGAGGAUGGGAUCAACUAUGUAUAGAAUAUCCGGUGGCAGAAGAGAUUAGUGGAGCUAUCUGGAGGAGCCUUCUCAUGACUGGUGCAACCCUUGGUUUAGUUGCGACUAUUUUAACUGUAACUUCCUGAUAUACCCUUACAAAUCAAGCCUCUCAGGGUAUGUUUUACACAAGACCUUUUAGCGUACUUAUAUUCUACCAAAAUGCGCUGAAAAACAAUUUUCAAGAGUUUGUAAGACGCUCUUACAUUAGUAAUGAAUAUGGAAUUGUGUGACUGGAAAGCUGAAUGUAUUAUGUCUUUGUAAUGGAUGCAGGAUGUGAAUUUAUUCUUGUCCUUGUAAUGCACACAAUCUUCAUAUCAAUGUCACUUCGUUUAGAAACAUCCUACUUUUUAUGUAACUACAACAAAUAUGUAACAUAAGAGAAGGAUAACUAUACAAGUUCCCUAUUAUAUUCAUAUUUUGUACUAAUUGCAGCUCGAUGGAGUAGUUAAAUUAGUAAACAGAAGUCUUAUUUAAUGUUAAUCUAGACAUUUCAUAUCAAAAUAAUUUCAUACAAUACUCAAAAUUGAACUUCCAGAUAUUUAUACCAAACAAGAGUCUCAAAAUUUUAUUGAAUUUAGGUAGAAACAAUCUAAAUAUAUUUAUUUAUAAUUUAUUUUAGGUAGAAAAUAUAUUAAAUAAUAAAUUCCCCUUGUCAAUCAAAGACCAUCAUAAUGGAUGUGUAAGAUUUAUAAAAAAAUGAUUGAUGUAAUAGUGCUUGUUAAAUAUAUGAUAACAUCUUUAAACAACAGUGAACAUUAUAUGUGGUAGCUUCUAAUAACUUUACAAAAAUUUUGUAUAAGCAUUUGAAAAUAAUAAACACUUCUACAAAAUAUAAAUUUUUCUAUUUGUAUAAGUUCUUCUACAAACCUGUAACAAAACAAAUGUUAUUUGCAAAAUCAAGUACAAGAAUUCUAUAUAAUAUGCAUUUAUUUGAACAUUUAAACAUUUUAUGUUAAUAAAAUAUUUAGAUGUCUUUUUCUGAUUAUUAUAAAUGAAACUUUUGCAAUCGUAGAACAGGUUAGACGAUUCAAUUCAAGUAGCUGAUUUUUAUGAAGAAUAUUCAGUCAAUUUCAUUAAAGAUUAAUACAAAGUUAAUACAUUCAUUUACGCUUAAUGAUCACAUUUAAUAUAGUAUUACUUAAUAAUGUAUAUUGAUUAAUAUCGACGUCAUACCCUAAAAUCUGUAAUGAAAA